Mauremys reevesii (Reeves's turtle) is the source of this 1368-nucleotide messenger RNA. RefSeq names its product cytochrome c oxidase assembly factor 1 homolog. Gene Ontology annotation, biological process: mitochondrial respiratory chain complex IV assembly; mitochondrial respiratory chain complex I assembly. NCBI's taxonomy places the organism in Eukaryota, Metazoa, Chordata, Testudines, Geoemydidae. The record is from RefSeq and is a predicted model, not a curated record. Bases 758 to 1171 code for a protein of 137 amino acids. The transcript has 9 exons. Gene Ontology annotation, cellular component: mitochondrial inner membrane.
UUCCCAACCUCCCCCCGACUGCUGACUCCCCUUCCCCAGCAGCUAGAGGCUGGGUGAGAAGCAGCAGCAGCGGGUCUAUACAGCGGCUCCCUCCCCGGGCGGAGUCCUGCAGGCGGCAGUGCCCCAAGCCCCUUGCCUGUGCGUCCCGCCGCUGAGCCCUACCAAUACAGUUAUUGUCUAUGCUGCCCGGUUACAAGAUGGCGGCUCCCAUGGAGAGCGCGUGAAUCUCUCCUGCCUGCGGCGACCGUUCCUGUGGCACCAAAGUUCUGGAACUUGAAGAGUUCCUAUUGCCACAGAAAUCUGCGGAUUCCUUUCUGUAGUUGAACAUCAACAUUUCAUCUUCAGAGACUGCUGUCUCAGGGAGGCACACACGAUGCUGUUCUUAGCCCUACAGCUAGACCACUGAACUGAAUGAGGAUGAAUAAGGCCACAAGAUAUGGCUCAUUGUGCACAUAAAUGUAUUGACUCCUAUGUAUUAACACAAUGGAUAUUCCUCUUCUGAAGCAGCUGUGCUGGGGAAACUGCUGAUGAAGAACAAAAUGGGAGCUACUGAGCAAUCAUUUGGAAACUGGCUAUUAAAAAAAAAAAAAAGCCAGCUAAUUAGAGCUUUGCGGAAGAGACAGCACUUUGUGCAAAACACCAGAAGCCAGGAAAACCUACUGACAGCUGUAUUUCCUAAGAGCAGCAAUAACAUUCAGGGGCCAGAUACACUAAAUGGAGACCCUCAGCCCUGCUCCAGCACAUUGGAGGGGGAAAAAUGCCAGCCUCUUUAAGAAAACUACAGCAAAUGGCUAUUUAUCUGGGGCUGUUGAGUGGUGGGGGAUGUGCUGUGAUGUAUUAUCUUAUGCAAAAAAGUUUUGCCAGGACACAGUAUUAUCAGCUGGCUAUGGAGCAGCUCAAGAAUGACCCUGAAGCCUUGGAGGCACUGGGGGCUCCCCCUCUUAAAGUUCACAACAUCAGACUGACAGACAAGAGUAAUCGCGUUGACAUGGCCAGAGCACAGUUAAAGAUACCAGUAUCUGGAACAAAAUCAGCUGGAUAUCUCCAUACCAAUUCAGCAAGAGACCUUAACUGCUGGCGUCUCCGAGAUGUCACCUUGCAACUGAGGGAUGGUCAGAAUAUUCCAGUGUACCAUUCGUGUGUGGAGAGCACCAACACACAGGAGGGGUGAAAACCAAAAGACAGCUGCUUUGCACAUCCUGCCACUUGAGGAUGUAUUGAUUGGUUGCAUAUUACUUUGAAAUUGUCCAUUUGUGACAAUACUGAAUGUACAGUUAAGUGGACAAUAUUACAGUCCAAUUAUUUCUCUAGCACUGAGCUCAGUGCUAGUAUUGUUAAUUUCAUUCUUUAUUUGUGUGUAUUGUAGAA